Molecule: messenger RNA, 2048 nt
Organism: Rhineura floridana
Lineage: Eukaryota; Metazoa; Chordata; Lepidosauria; Squamata; Rhineuridae
Gene: CDK2AP1
Product: cyclin dependent kinase 2 associated protein 1
Exons: 4
Coding region: 362-751 (129 amino acids)
Cellular component (GO): nucleus; cytoplasm
Source: RefSeq, a predicted model, not a curated record
CGAGCCCACGCAUUCCAGAGCUCCCUGUGCUGCUGUUAAAACUUUUUCUUCCUCUUUCCCCCCCUUCCUUCCUUUGUCUCUUUCAAAGUCAUUUUUCGGCCGCCGCCUCCUUCCUCCUCUCCUAAUGAUGUAUGGAUGAUUUACUGCGUUGGGAAGGCGCGAGGGAGAUUGGCAAUCUAUACACACACACACAUAUAUAUAUGCACACAUGUCUCGAUCUAUAUGUGACGCGGCCAUAUUUGUGGAGUGCGCUUGUCUAUGGCAGUAAACAACCCCCAAAGUCUCGGGGAAGGCGGACGCCGAGCAAGUGACCGAGCCGUGUCGCGGGAUUCCAGGACAUCCCCACAGCCUCCUUUCGCUGAUGUCGCUGCUGCUUCUCGGUAUGUCUUACAAGCCAAACUUGAACGCGCACGUCUCGGCGGCGGCGGCGGCGGUUCCCAUCAGCCAAGCUGGGAGCGUUCACUCUCCUUCCACGAGCAUGGCAGGCUCAGGGCAAUACAGACAUCUUAUAAAUGACUAUGGACCCCCGUCUCUAGGGUACACACAAGGAGGGCAGGGAACAAGUAGCAGUCAAGUACCACAGAGCAAGUACGCGGAACUUUUGGCCAUUAUAGAAGAAUUAGGAAAAGAAAUUAGGCCUACAUAUGCUGGAAGUAAAAGUGCCAUGGAAAGGCUAAAACGAGGCAUAAUUCACGCAAGAGGACUAGUUAGAGAGUGUUUGGCAGAGACUGAGCGGAAUGCAAGAUCCUAGCGCCUUUCCCCACGGCUACAAGAUUUUCCCAUCUCAACACCGAUUCCUUUGGAGACUACAGAAACGUUCAGACAGAUCCCUUAACUUGACAGUUCCACUUUCUCCCCCCCACCAGACGCUGCCCUUUUCAGGAAUGUGUGCCACAAGGCGAGGAGGUACUAGGGGUGCGCCCACGGGUAUGUGUGCUCAGCAGAAAUUUUGGAUUCUCUCCCUCCCCCCCCGACAUCCAUCCUAGGCUAUACUUCAAACAGUUUUUGAAACUCCCCUUGGUUUCAAAAGCAGCCCAUCACCAUCCAGCCAGGUGGGCUUCUGUUUGAGAAAGUCCAAAGGUCCCCUCAGGGGAUAGAACUCAUUGCAUUUUUUCUGUCUGGAUUUGGGUCAUAGUUGAGCAGAACAAGAUUCUCCUCCCUCCUACUUAAAGUGGAGUUUGCAACAUUUAAUUUGGGAUGCUCCCUGAAGCAGUUUUGAAGGUGGUUUUGUUUUUUUUAACUGCACUCAGAGUCCUUUCUCAAUUCUCUCUUUUCUGGCCAAUGUUGUUCCUUCGACUGACAGUAUUCCUCCCAUGCAAUGGUUUCAGUUUGCAUUCUAGGGCUCCUUAGAAGCAUUCUCAGUGACAAACAUCAGUAACAUCAGACAAGCUUGCCUGAGAGGAAGUUCCUUUGCUUACUGUCAGUCUUUCCCUGUAAUGUAAAACGAGUGUUGGCUGUGUUGUUAAGUCACAAAGGGUUGUUCAUAUGAGACAAUGGCUAGGCUAAGCCAGUCCAGACAACACACUAUGUGGAUUGGGGGGUCCACAUCCCAUGGUCUUCUGCAAUGCAGCAAGCUUCCCAUGCCAACCAAGCUAUGCAGAACAGCUGAUGAGGAACAGACUCCUUGGAAGUAAAAUCUGAAAACGGUCACCUUAAUUCUCAAGCAUUCAUUUUGCUUCACUGCUACACCAUUCUUACGAUAUUUCUUUCAUUUUGAUUAUGGAGAUCACAUGUUGUUUCCCUCAACCAAUAGCCUCCCAAUUUCUAGUUUGGUACACACACACACACCAUAAAUUUUACUCAGAAAUUUAUUUUCCCCCUCCACCCUUCUGCAUGACUUUUAGUGUCAGAGUCCAUUAAAAGUGCAUGAGUUCUACAAAAAGAGCAUUUUCAAACCUGUCACAGGGCCCCAAAAGUAACUCUAUUCCCCCGAUUUAAAUUGUAACUUUGCCAAAAAGAAAAGAAAAAUUCCAAAUAAGUGACUAAAACUGUUGUUUGCAUCUUUGUAUGUAUUUAUUACUUGAUGUAAUAAAGCUUAUUUUCAGUAA